AUGAGUAUUGCAGUCAAUAAAAUUGCUAGCGAAUCUCAAGCUAAAAUGAGACGCCAUAAAAUUAUAAUCUUGCCUAUCACGGAAGAUAUUCAAAAACUGAUAAUACAUAUAAAAAUUACGAAGAAAAAUUGUUUUGAUAUUUUGAAAGAAAGAUUUGACUAUCAUACGUGGCUUGCAGCAUCAAAAUUAGUAGCAGCUUAUUUACUGGUAUUUAAUCGUCGUCGAGUCGGUGAUGUUCAGAAUAUGGUUAUUAGUGAUAUGGAUCGGUUGCAAAGUAUUGAUGAACAUGCUGAUAAAGAGGAAUAUAAUACAUUGGAUGAUGAUGGUAAAAAAAUUGCUGCGAACUAUAAUCGUAUUGAAAUACGUGGCAAAUUAAAUAAAGACGUUGCCGUGAUUGCUAGUAAUGAUAUUGUAGAUGAGAUUAAAUUGCUUAUUCGGUAUCGAGAAUCAGCUAAUGUUCCUACCGAUAAUGAUUUCGUUUUUGGUCUGCCUAAUGGUGUCAAUAAUCGUAUUCGAGUACUAAAUUUAUGUGCCGUUUUGCGUGAACUUUCGGUUUCUUGUGGUGCUGAAAAGCCCGAGCUCCUUCGUGGAACCCACUUGAGAAAACACGUCGCUACUAAAUGCGUUGAGUUUGAACUUUCUGAUAAUGUAUUAUCAGAUUUAACUAAGCACAUGGGUCACUCCGAAAAAAUUCAUAAGGAUUUUUAUCAAAGGCCAAUCAAGUCUAAAACAAUCGUUCAAGUAACUAAAUUACUUCAUGCUGUGCAUGGUCCCGUUACAGAUGAAGAAAUCGAAAAAGAAGAUAUAUUUACAAAUGACCAAAAUGAAUUUGUAGAAUAUGAAGACUCUAUUAACAUGACUGAAAAUAAAAAUAACCUCGAUACUCUUAAUGAAACUGAUCCGGAUUUUGACAGUAAUUUACCGAGCAAUUCAGUAGAAAUUCCCAAUGAGACAGAUAUACUGUUUGAUCAUAAUUUGCCCUGCACUUCUAGUGUACAUAAUUCAGUUGUAAUAACUGAUUAUGCUCAAAUACUUAAUCAGAGUACUCCGAAAGAUAGAAAAUCUACUAUCACAGUAUCUGAAACUUGUACAUCCACAAAGAAGCCCUUGAGUGAUGAAGAAAAAAGAGUGAUUUUUACCGAGUUUAAAGAGUAUAUAAUCACCAGAACUUAUCCAUCAUUAAAAGAAAUUGAUGAUAUUAAAGCUAAGUAUCUGUGCUUGAAUGAUCGUAGUAGAGAUACGAUUAAAGCAUGGAUGAGUAAUCAGUAUAAAAAGAAAGCUAGUAAUGUCAUAAAUAAAAAAAAAGGAAUUAAAAUAAUGAGCGUUAAAAAUAAAAAUUAUAAAUUGAAAAGUUUAACAAAAAAAAUCUUAGAUCUUUAAAAACGCAUAUUGAAACAGAAAGUUUUAUGAGAGUAUGUCUGUUGAUUGGAAUAAUUAGUAUUAAGACUCAUAAAGUUCGAAGUUGAAUAAAUUCAAUAAUUUAUAUGUUUUAUUACAAGAUAUAAAUUUUAUUCAUGUUACGUACGUUAAAAAAAUUAAAGUACUUAACAAUUGGUUAUUAAGUUAUACAUCUAAGUUAAAUAAAACUAAGGUUGUUGAUUAAACGAGCGUUUAUCUGAUUCAUGACAUAUGAAUUAUAACAUUCUACAAGCUUAUUGAAUUGAGUCUAUUUGGAGAUUCAAGUUCAGUUUUCAAGAUGUUAGAAAUUAUUAUAUCAGAUUCUUUAAAUGAAAAAGAAUUGAAUUAUUUAAUUUAUUAAGUGUAACGAUAUAAUGU
Cotesia glomerata is the source of this 1776-nucleotide messenger RNA. RefSeq lists its product as uncharacterized. NCBI's taxonomy places the organism in Eukaryota, Metazoa, Arthropoda, Insecta, Hymenoptera, Braconidae. The record is from RefSeq and is a predicted model, not a curated record. Bases 1 to 1380 code for a protein of 459 amino acids. The transcript has 2 exons. Gene Ontology annotation, molecular function: DNA binding. Gene Ontology annotation, biological process: DNA recombination; DNA integration.